CUGUCUUCAUUUUAAAUCUGCUUCGGCUGAUAUAGACGUCGAGAUUGCUGUGGAUGACGGCAAGGUACUCCUUCACGACCUGACACUAUCCUCUGUCUUCAUCCAUUGCAAACCUCAAUUUACCAUGUGUUAUCGACACUUGCGCACAGCCGAUUCUUUGGAAGGGAUGGAACUCGAUGACGACAAUACCCACUUUGAAGAACAGAAUGAGAAGGAAUCGCUGGGGGACGAACAGGAGUCAGAAGCGAAACGUUUUUGGCCAGACGAUCCCUCCGCUUCUGUUUGCGACUGCUCCUCACUCUACGUGCUUCAUUUGAUGACCCAGGAGCUUGAAAACGUAUCCCCCAUGCGUAAGACGGAGAUGGAAAUGGAGCGCCAGCUUUCUCUGCGAUCUUUGCCGCGGAACCUUACUUUUGAGACGACCAAACCUAGUCAUUACGCAGGAGACGAUGCGCCGUUCAAGAUGACGUUGUUUUGGUCAACUGAUGAUGAUAUAUCUGGGUUCAGGGUCUUCAUCUGCUCCGAUGUCUAUAAGGAUGCGGAACCUCUUUUGAUGAAAUCUAAACCGUGCCAUGAAUUCGAUUUGGAACUGGUGAGCAAGAAUGAGAAUAAAACACAGGCUACUGAUGCGCCGAUGAUUCCUGCUGAAUCGCGCGCUGACGGUUCUGAACACGCGUUGGAAUUCGACUUAUUCUCAAACUCUGAUAAAAUCGUUUUCAACGAUCAUAUUCCAAAUGGCAAGAACUUACUCUUGUCGUUUGCCGUACCACCUUCCCCUUCCUCCUCGGCCUCUUUGAAGAUCGAAUCUCAAGCGCAAAAAGUGACUGUCGAAUGGGGUACAUCACUAGAGUCAGGAGCCGACUCAUGGAUAGUCGUUCUUAAAUGGAAAGACCGUGAAAUUCUUCAAAAAGUAGACGCCCCGAAAGUCGAAGCCUUGUUAGACGAAGAAUUAGGCGAUGAUUAAUUGCUGGUGGUCGAGGUGUAUGCCAAGUCGUCUGCAUGUGGCUUGACCAGCACCAAUUUCGCAUCAAAGGACAUUCAACAUGAACCUCUGCCCGCUCCGGUCCUAGUCACUUCUUCUAGCCAUAUCUCAUCAGUUACAGCCGUGUCAUCGUCAUCGUCUCUGCUAGCGUCACACACAUAUCCGACAUCUGUCGUCGAACAGACCCUGUCUAGGACGCUCAAGGAAACCUACUGUUCCAGAACAUCCACACCCUGCCCCAAUCAACCUUUGUCAUCUGCCGAUUCAACUGUAUCGACGUCCGCUUCGACUUCAAGUAGAGACACUCCAUCUCAGUCCAAUCUUAGUACAAGUACAAGGAUCCCUAGUCCAGGGCUAGAGUAUGUCGACCGUUUCGAUGGCUUUGGAAGUUGUGACAAUGAUGACGGC
Messenger RNA from Guyanagaster necrorhizus, 1390 nucleotides. RefSeq lists its product as uncharacterized. Lineage: Eukaryota; Fungi; Basidiomycota; Agaricomycetes; Agaricales; Physalacriaceae. The transcript has 3 exons. The coding region runs from base 125 to 964 and encodes 279 amino acids. The record is from RefSeq and is a predicted model, not a curated record.